Molecule: messenger RNA, 1176 nt
Organism: Chanos chanos (milkfish)
Lineage: Eukaryota; Metazoa; Chordata; Actinopteri; Gonorynchiformes; Chanidae
Product: growth hormone secretagogue receptor type 1-like
Exons: 3
Coding region: 1-1176 (391 amino acids)
Biological process (GO): G protein-coupled receptor signaling pathway
Cellular component (GO): plasma membrane
Molecular function (GO): G protein-coupled receptor activity
Source: RefSeq, a predicted model, not a curated record
AUGGACAGCAGCGGUGAACACGCCGGUGGUUUGAGAUCCGUGCUCCUGUACACGCUCAACGCUGACAGAGGAUCAGUGCGGACGGCUUCCGGGGAGACGGGGGAGAACGUGUUUGUCACCAUCAUCGAUGUGAAUAUGACCCGUACCAUACUGGUCCAGUCGGACCCAUCAGCGUUAAAUGGCACCUUGUCCCUUUUUGAGACGCAGACUUUGGUCCCGAUCACUGUGCUGUGUCUGCUCCUCUUCCUGUUGGGGAUGGGAGGGAACGUCGGAACGCUGUUUGUUUUCCAGCGCUACAGACAACUCCGAUCCAACACCAACUUGUACCUUGCCAGCAUGGCCCUCUCCGACAUGCUCAUCUUCCUCGGGCUGCCCUUCGACCUCUACCGGCUCUGGAGUUACCAGCCUUAUCCUUUUGGGGACUUCCUCUGCCGUUUCCUGCUCUACCUGAGUGAGGUGUGCACAUACACCACAGUCUUACACAUCACCGCCCUAAGCGUGGAGCGAUACCUGGCCGUCUGUUUUCCCUUCCACGUCCGGCGGGUGGUGACCCGAUCCAGAGCGCGUCUGAUCAUCGCGCUCCUGUGGGGUCUGGGAGGGGCGACGGCGGGACCCGUCUUCUUCCUGUUCCACGUGGAAGGCCAGGAAUGUCGUCCGUCAAAGGCAGCGGUGAAUUCAGGCCUCCUGAAGGCCAUGAUCUGGCUCUCCACACUCUACUUCUUCCUGCCUUUGGCCUGUCUCUGCCUGCUCUACAGCCUCAUCUGCCGAAGACUGAGACACAGGCAGAACCAGGGCUUCGUCCACAGACAGCACAGAAAACACAGACACACGGUCACACUGCUGGGCUUAAUGGUGCUGGCCUUCACUCUCUGCUGGCUGCCCUUCCACGUGGGUCGGGUUCUCUUCUCCAGUGUGAUGUGGACGGGAACCGGACACAGAGGAGAUGAGAUCCUGUACACCACCUCUCAGAACUUAAACUUGGCCUCCAUGGUGCUAUUCUACUUCAGUGCCUCUGUCAACCCUCUCCUCUACAGCCUGCUGUCAGUGCAUUACAGACACGUGCUGCAGGGGCUCCUGCACCCCCAGGCCUCUAGGGGGACCCCUCACAUUUCACUGCACAGUUUUAGGAGCCACAGCAGCAUCCAGAAUAACGCUCAGCAAAGGGCCAGCAUUUAG